AUGAGGUCGGCGGCGAGAUCAUCAUGGCUACUGCUCUUCGCGGCAGCCAUGGUUCUGGGAGCACUGCCAGCGGUCCUCGCCCAUGGAGACGAGAAUGCAGGCGCUGGCAUGGAUAUGGACAUGGCCGGAGAGAUGGACAUGAGCGCUCAAGAUCCCAAGCCGGAUCCUGAAUCUUAUGCGCCAACGUAUUUUACUCACCCAGAGCACCGCGGCCUGAUAUACGCGCACGUUGCGCUCAUGGCCAUCAGCUGGGUUGUGUUUUUACCCAUAGGUGUCAUGUUCUCGCUGGCACGAUCGCGGUACACGCUGCCAGUCCAAUUCGUCUUUCUCGCAACAAAUGCGCUGGCGCUGGUGUUUGGCAUUAGCUACAAUGCUCAGACGCCAGAUUUGUAUCCAAAUAACGCUCACCACAAGAUCGGUUGGAUCGCGACCUGGGUCGUCUCUGCCCAGGUACUCAUUGGUCUGGUGGGCCGCGUGGCUGGCGCUAUGCGGCAGGCUGGCUCGGAAUCACAGCAGCGCCAGGGCCCUGGUACGGAGGAACGCCAAGCCUUCAUUCCAGUCUCAACCGAGAACAUGGCCGAGCAUCAGCGCAUUAGUGAUGCUAUUCACAUGCAUAAGUACAGGCAGUCAUACGAUAGCGGCCAAGGGACUGAGCCCAAUACCGAGUCCCUGAGAAGUGAUUCUCUCUCAAACUCGCCCGGGCACCAGUCUCCGAGCUCCAUGGAUGACCACCGCAUGGACUAUAUUCAUGGCAACGACGACGAAGACGACGAUUAUCUUGCACUGAAGCCCGCCGAAUUGAACCUGUCCAAAUACCAGAGCAGUUCGCUUCUUGCCAGGGCUGCCGGGAAGAUCUCUACCAGGAGUUGGAAGAUUCUGCACGUGGCUUACAGCGCCGUUGACAGAACCAUACUUAUUCUUGGCUAUAUCGCACUUACUACCGGUAUUGUCACAUGGGCUAGAUUUUUUGAAGGACAUGCCAUUUUCACUGGCCUAGCCCACUGGAUCAAGGGCAGCGUCUUCUUCUGGCUGGGAUUGCUCACUCUGGGCAGGUGGUCCGGCAGCUUUGGAGAUCUUGGCUGGGCUUGGAACGUGAGACCCAAGCAGAGCUCGCAAAAGUGGCGACCAUCGGCCGAGUUUGUCGAGGGUUUCCUCAUCUUUUUCUAUGGGUCAACAAACAUUUUCCUGGAACACUUGGGCAACGCAAGUGUGGGCAACACCGAGUUCAGCCCGCAGGAUUUGGAGCAUGUUUCCAUCACGGUCCUGUUCAUCGGCGGUGGAUUGCUGGCUAUGCUCAUUGAGUCGACCAAUAUCCGCGAGCUGCUCAACACGACCGUCUCUGAGGCGGCCCUUUUGCAUGCCGACGGAGCAUAUAGCGACGAGGAGCGCGAAGCAUUGCGAGUGCCCGAGCAGUAUGAGUUCUCUAUCAACCCCAUUCCCGCAUUGGUCAUCCUGCUCCUUGGAAUCAUGAUGAGCUCGCACACACAGCAGACCAUGAUCUCCAGCAUGGUUCACAAGCAAUGGGGCAACAUGCUUACGGGUGCGUCGUUCGCCCGCGGUUUCACCUAUGUCUUGAUGUAUCUCCGCCCACCCCGCUCGGUCAUGCCGUCCCGACCACCUACAGAGCUGCUCGCUGCAUUCGGUCUGAUUGCUGGCGGUAUCAUCUUCUGCGCAAGCUCGGGUGACACUAUCGAUGGUAUGAUUCACUACGACCUGGAUGCCAUGUUCUUUUACACAGUUACGAUGGGUUUCGUCGGCCUUUUAAUGGCUUGGGUUGUGCUUUUGCUGGCUCUCAAGGGCUGGGCUCUGCGCAGGGAAUCCUCAAGGGGGCGACAAGGUGCAUUCAGUACUUCUGCACGCUUUUAG
Messenger RNA from Pestalotiopsis fici W106-1, 1866 nucleotides. RefSeq lists its product as uncharacterized. NCBI's taxonomy places the organism in Eukaryota, Fungi, Ascomycota, Sordariomycetes, Amphisphaeriales, Sporocadaceae. The coding region runs from base 1 to 1866 and encodes 621 amino acids. The transcript is spliced from 5 exons. The record is from RefSeq and is a predicted model, not a curated record.